This is a messenger RNA of Akanthomyces muscarius, 990 nucleotides long. RefSeq lists its product as uncharacterized. The record is from RefSeq and is a predicted model, not a curated record. Lineage: Eukaryota; Fungi; Ascomycota; Sordariomycetes; Hypocreales; Cordycipitaceae. Gene Ontology annotation, molecular function: oxidoreductase activity. The transcript has a single exon. The coding region runs from base 1 to 990 and encodes 329 amino acids.
AUGUCAUCUACAAUGGAUGCUGUCAUCAUCACCAAAUUUGGUGGCCCAGAGGCUCUGCAAACGCAAAAAGUGCCCAAGCCAAGCCCGGUCCGAGGCGAGGUUCUCAUCAAAGUAGAGGCCUUUGGACUCAACCACGCAGAGAUGCAUAUGCGCAGGGGCGAGUGGGAUGAGUGGAACGCCAUUUCUGGUCUAGAAUGCGUUGGUGUCGUGGAAGCUUGCCCCGGUGGCGAGUUCCCAGUCGGCAAAAAGGUCACAGGGAUCAUGGGCGGCAUGGGAAGAGAAAGACCUGGCAGCUAUGGUGACUUUGUCAAUGUGCCUGCGUCCAACGUGCUGCUCAUCGAGAGCUGUCUUCCCUGGGAGCAGCUGGCUGCCAUCCCCGAGGUCUAUGCGACUGCCUACUCUUGCAUUGCCACUGUUCUCGCAGUCAAAAAGGGCGAGUCUGUACUCAUUCGGGGCGCCACUUCAACGAUUGGUCAGGCCGCCGUCCACUUGGCCAUUGACAAGGGAGCCAAGGUCACUGGCACCACGAGACGACGUGAGCGUUUCGGGCUGCUCAAAGACAUGGGCGCCGUGGACGUCCAAGUCGAGCAGAAGGAGCUUGGGAUGCAGCUCGCCCCCAACACCAGGUUCGACAAGGUCCUCAAUCUAGUCGGAAACACGGUGCUUCUCGAGUCCAUCUCGCUGACCAAGGUCGGCGGCCGCAUGUUGCAGGCCGGCUGGCUGGGUGGUCUGGCCCCGGUUGCCGACUUCAACCCCAUGAUUCAAAUGUCGUCGGGAGUGCACUUCUCCUUGUUCCACAGCAAGGUUUUGGGAACGCCGGAUUUUCCCUUUUCUGGCAUCCCGCUCCAGGAGAUUGUGACCAAGAUUGAGAACAAGGCGUGGGACGCGAAGCCCGCCCAUGUGUUUACCAGAGCCGACAUCGUCAAGGCGCACGAAAUGUUGGACUCGCACGAUGCCGGCGGCAAGAUUGUCAUUAAAAGGACCGAAUAA